Melanotaenia boesemani (Boeseman's rainbowfish) is the source of this 1968-nucleotide messenger RNA. It is a transcript of the gene dhrs4, whose product is annotated as dehydrogenase/reductase (SDR family) member 4. The transcript has 9 exons. Lineage: Eukaryota; Metazoa; Chordata; Actinopteri; Atheriniformes; Melanotaeniidae. The record is from RefSeq and is a predicted model, not a curated record. Gene Ontology annotation, molecular function: carbonyl reductase (NADPH) activity. Bases 153 to 980 code for a protein of 275 amino acids.
ACCCGAUUUGUUGGAGGAUUUUAUUCUGACAGCGAGAACUUUACCCGGAAACAACUAAAUGUAGUACAAGUCAAAGGUUCAAACAACGUCGUUUAGAGUCGUUUAUCAAUAACCUUCUCAGUUAAACUUGACUUUAAGUCUGCUUGAGCUACAUGGUGAUAAUGAGGAGUGCGUUCAGGCUUCUUACGACCAAUCUUGUUGCUGGGCAAAGAAGUAUGUCUCAAAGCAGUCUUGCUGGGAAAGUAGCUAUAGUCACUGCCUCCACAGAUGGGAUUGGCCUGGCUGCAGCUCAGGCUCUGGGUAAAAGAGGGGCCCAUGUGGUUGUGAGCAGCCGACGGCAGGCCAACGUGGACAAAGCUGUGGCACUGCUGCAGAGCCAGAGCAUCCAAGUGACUGGAACCACCUGUAAUGUUGGCAAUGGAGAGGACAGAGAGAAGCUGGUCCAAGUGGCUCUGGAUCAGUGGGGGGGCAUUGACAUUCUUGUGUCCAAUGCAGCAGUCAACCCUUUCUUUGGAAACGUCAUGGACUCCACAGAGGAAGUGUGGGAUAAGAUUCUGGCUGUAAAUGUAAAAUCAGCUUUCCUCCUGACUAAGUUGGUGAUGCCUCACAUGGUGAAGAGGGGAGGGGGAAAUGUGAUAUUUGUGUCAUCUGUGGCUGGAUAUCAACCUAUGCAGGCCUUGGGUCCUUACAGUGUGAGUAAGACUGCCCUGCUGGGUCUAACCCGGGUGCUCGCUCCUGAGUUAGCUCAGAGCAACAUAAGAGUGAACUGUGUGGCCCCUGGAGUCAUCAAAACCCGCUUCAGCUCUGCGUUGUGGCAAAAUGAAGACGUUGUUGACGAGUUUAAAAAGCAGCUUAGCAUUAAAAGAAUUGGAGACCCAGAGGAAAUUGGAGGGGUGGUUGCAUUCUUGUGCUCAGAAGAGGCUUCCUACAUCACAGGAGAGACCAUCGCCGUGACUGGAGGGAUUACCUGUCGACUCUGAAUCCUCACUGGCAGCAGAAUAAAUUUGCAUUUAAUCAUGUGUUUCUAUGUAGAUUAUUUUUUUAAAUUAAACAGAAAUGUCUCCAUGCAAAAUUUCAAAAAUCUUUAGUCUUAUUAUGCUCUACAGAGCAUAAUACUGUAAAGAGAUUCAGGUAGUUUGGGGAAAUCUCAGUAAAACUCCUGAGUUUUCUCAGCACAAGCUCAUGUAAGAUGGACAUAAGGACACUGAACGUGUAUUUGGUGUAUUUUUCAGCUGCUUUUGGGGGGCAAAGGUUAGACCAUCCAGGAUGGUAUCAGUGCAAGGUGCUAAAGGCAACAUCUGUGAUGGCAUGGGGUGUCAUCAGUUACCAUGAAAUAGAUUACUUGCAUGUAUUUAAAGGUACAGUUGAUGUAAAAGUAUAUCUUGGAUUUUGUAAAGACACGCUACCACCAAGGUGACUGUUUUUUUCCCUGGGAGGUCCAGUAAUUUCUGCAGAAUAAUGCCAAACCUCAUUCUGUAUAACUUCCAACAGCGUGGCUUCACAGAAGGAAUGUGUGCUUAACCGACCUGCCUGCAGUCCAGAUCUGUCUCCUCUUAUAUUAUUAUUCGAGCAUUAUGAGAAUCAGAUGAUGACUAUUAAGGACUGUUUAGCUGAAACCUUGUUUUCAGCCAGAAUAGACAGAGAAAACUCUAGUCAGCAUCCUCAGUUUCCAAGUGAUUAAAAUGUCUGAUCAAAGCAAAAAAUCAGUGUAAAACGGUAAACAGGUCUCUAUUUCAACUUCAACUUUCAAAUUUUUCAAUUAUUUACUGAGCAUUGGAACUUUCUGAGCUAAUUUUCAUGUAUUGUACUUGAUUUUUUUGUGUAAUUUUUUUAAUCAAAAUGUUUUUAAGCAGCUAAUUCUAAAUCAAACUGAUAGCUGCAUCAUGUAAGGGGAAUUGUACUUUUUAAAUACAUGUGUAUAAUCAGAUAACUCAUGUUUAAGUAAAUAAAUUAUGACUGACAAAUCUA